Molecule: messenger RNA, 888 nt
Organism: Lobosporangium transversale
Lineage: Eukaryota; Fungi; Mortierellomycota; Mortierellomycetes; Mortierellales; Mortierellaceae
Exons: 3
Coding region: 367-888 (173 amino acids)
Source: RefSeq, a predicted model, not a curated record
AAAAAAAAAAAAAAAGAAAGUUGAUUUGUUGUUUGUUUUGGAUAAUACGAUGCGUCUCCUAUCUUUUAAAGCGUCCACGCUAUAUUAGUGUAAUUUGAGAAAAAAAUAGAUGCAACGUGUUGGAUGUGGUGAAAUCAGAGCAGAUAAUUUGUUCGUAAAAAGAGGGGGGAGAGAAGCAGGGAAGAGAGAGAAUGGUUAAACUGUUUAUGAGUAUGAGAACAUCACGUCGGAGAAGAAUAAGAGCGUUCAAGUGAAGAGGAAGAGAUUGAGAGUCUGAAGGUAUAUAAAACGUUGUGAAGAGUGUGAAGAGUGUAAAGAGUGUGAACGAGGGAAUGGAAAGGGGGGAAAGAGAAUACACGAUUGGGAAUGAGAGUGCUGAUAGCGAUUGAUGUUCCUGAGCCGAGGUGUGCAAAACUGAGACAGAAGGAAUGGUUGUCCCUGAAUUACACGCGAUCAGAAAAACUAUUUGGCCUCCUCUCCUCUCACUCUUAUGCAGCUCCUCCUCCCCAACGUGCUUCGACUCAGCUACUCAUUGAUGUGCAGCAAUAUUGUACAGCAGGAUCUAGCGUGCUUCCUCUGUGCUCUUACAAUCAGCGUCAUAUGUUAAAUAUGCCCUGCUUUGGUCCCAGUUCGGCUCUCAUCUUAUUCUUUCUCCCCUGCAUGUAUCCCUUACCCUCUACCCCAGCUCCAAUUCCAGCUCCAAUCCCUAUGCUAUUACCAAACCUAAUCUCAGUCCCGAUCAUAACCACAAUCCUAGUCCUAGUUCCCAGUUCUAACCAUAGGUUCAUUUCUUCCUCAACACCACCUUCGAGUUCUGUACAAAUUGUAAGUCAACAACUGACUAUUGGAUUGGCAGAGAUGAAAUUGUCACCAUCUCGUUACUGGUAA